Spirodela intermedia is the source of this 1572-nucleotide messenger RNA. The record is from the annotation of a GenBank genome assembly. Lineage: Eukaryota; Viridiplantae; Streptophyta; Magnoliopsida; Alismatales; Araceae.
AUGGAGACCUUCACGGCGGUGCUGAUGCUCCUGCCAGCGGCGGCGUACAUGGUCUGGUUCAUCGGCAUGUCCCGCAGGCUGAGAGGGCCCAGGGUGUGGCCCCUCCUCGGCAGCCUCCCCGGACUGGUCGAAAACUACCACCGCUUGCACGACUGGAUCACCGAGAACCUCCGCGCCAGCGGCGGCACGUACCAGACCUGCGUCUGCGCCGUGCCCGGGAUGGCACGGCGGCAGGGCCUCGUCACCGUGACCUGCGACCCCAGAAACCUGGAGCACAUCCUCAAGCUCCGCUUCGAUAACUACCCAAAGGGCCCGUCUUGGCACGCCGCCUUCCACGACCUCCUCGGCGACGGCAUCUUCAACUCCGACGGCGAGACAUGGCGGUUCCAGCGGAAGACGGCGGCGCUGGAGUUCACCACCCGCACCCUCCGCCAGGCCAUGGCCCGGUGGGUGUCCCGCGCCAUCGAGCUCCGGCUCUGCCCCAUCCUCGACUCGGCCCGCGCCGCCGGCUCCGCCGUGGACCUCCAGGACCUCCUCCUCCGCCUCACCUUCGACAACAUCUGCGGGCUCACCUUCGGCAGGGACCCGGAGACUCUCUCCGCCGCUCUCCCCGAGAACCGAUUCGCCACCGCCUUCGACCAGGCCACGGAAGCCUCCCUGCACCGUUUCAUCCUCCCUGAGUUCCUGUGGAAGCUCCGGCGGCGCCUGCGGCUGGGAAUGGAGGCGCGCUUGACCGACAGCCUGGGCCUCAUCCACGAGUACCUCUCCGAGGUGGUGGCAGCGCGGAAGCUGGAGCUGGCCCGCCAUGGCGACGACAACCUCCUAUCGCGGUUCAUCAAGAAGAGCGACUACUCCGACGACUUCCUCCGGCAGGUCGCCCUCAACUUCAUCCUCGCCGGCCGCGAUACCUCCUCGGCGGCGCUUUGCUGGUUCUUCUGGCUCGUCAUCCGGCACCCCGCCGUGGAGGAGAAGAUCGUGGCGGAGAUGUGCAGCGUCCUCCGGGAGACCCGCGGCGGGGACGUCGCGCGGUGGUUUGACGCGCCGCUGGGGUACGAGGAAGCUGACCAGCUGGUGUACCUAAAGGCGGCGCUGACGGAGACGCUGCGGCUGUACCCUUCGGUGCCGGAGGACUCGAAGCAGGCGGCGGAGGACGACGUGCUCCCCGACGGGACUUUCGUGCCGGGGGGCUCGUCGGUGACCUACUCCAUCUACGCCGCCGGGAGGAUGAAGUCAGUGUGGGGUUGUGAUUGCAUGGACUUUCGACCGGAGAGGUGGCUGGCGGCGGACGGGAAGACGUUCGAGGCGGCGGAGUCGUUCAAGUUCGUGGCGUUCAACGGCGGCCCGAGGGUCUGCCUGGGGAAGGACCUGGCGUACCUGCAGAUGAAGUCCAUCGCCGCCGCCGUGCUGCUCCGCCACCGCCUCGUCCUGGUCCCCGGCCACCGGGUGGAACAGAAGAUGUCGCUCAUCCUGUUCAUGAAGCAAGGGCUCCUGGUGAACGUAGACCGCCGGGACCUAGCGGCGGGGGCGGCGGCGGCGGGCGAAGCUCCUGGUGGUGGGUUUAGUCGAGGAUAA